Arvicanthis niloticus (Nile rat) is the source of this 2938-nucleotide messenger RNA. It is a transcript of the gene Sema3c, whose product is annotated as semaphorin 3C. Gene Ontology annotation, molecular function: chemorepellent activity; semaphorin receptor binding. The record is from RefSeq and is a predicted model, not a curated record. Gene Ontology annotation, biological process: positive regulation of cell migration; negative chemotaxis; semaphorin-plexin signaling pathway. Gene Ontology annotation, cellular component: plasma membrane. NCBI's taxonomy places the organism in Eukaryota, Metazoa, Chordata, Mammalia, Rodentia, Muridae.
AGCUUCAGAAAUUUUGCUGCAGGGUAAAGACAAGAUCCGUGCCCUUUUAAAACGGUAACUCUUUGCCUUAAAAGGAUGCAGGGAUCUUUUGGCAAAACAACUGCUUUGCACUCGGAUAUUUACAGCCUAGCCAAGCCUGCAUGCUUUCCAACAGGCGCGCGUAACAAAACCGUCUGAGUGCGCCCAGAUAGUGUUCAGUGCGAGAGGUAGUGUUACUGAGAAGAGUCUAGCCUGCAGCAGAGCCUUCCCGCGCCUAGGCCAGCCUGUGCUCCGCCCUCCGGCUCUCUGCCACGGGCGGCCAGGCGCUCCCUGGGUGGGGCGGCGGCCCGUGCAGAUGCGGCGGGCCACGCGGGGCCGCUGCUGCAGCCGGCUGGGCGGUGCGCCCGGGCAACCUCAGCCGCGCGCCGCGUCGCUGUAAUCGGACACCGAGCGCUCGCCCCGGGCGCCCGGCCACUUGCCAUUCACUCCGAGGUGCGGGGUUGAGCGACGUGGAGACCGGCUCCGGGUGCCACGGCUCGGCCGCCCGGAAUUCUGCUACAAAGAAACUCAGCACCGCCGGCAGGAAUCCCACCCUCGGGACUCUCUGUCUUUAAAGGUCUUCUGGGAAAGGACCUGGGAGACUGGGAAUCCGAGCCCGGAGCAAGUGGCUCAUUUCUCUUGGAUCUUUUCCCACCGCGGUAUUUUCCCUUGGAUAUUAAUUUCCAAAUCAGAAGAAAUGGCAUUCCGGGUGAUUUUUGUGUUGGUUGGAUUAUUUAUUUGUUCCAUUUGUGUCCAAGGAUCUUCCCAGCCUCAAGCAAGAGUUUAUUUAACAUUUGAUGAGCUUCGAGAAACCAAAACCUCUGAAUACUUUAGUCUGUCCCACCAGCAGUUAGACUACAGGAUAUUACUGAUGGAUGAAGAUCAAGACCGGAUCUAUGUGGGGAGCAAAGACCACAUCCUGUCCUUGAAUAUCAACAAUAUCAGUCAAGAACCUUUGAGUGUUUUCUGGCCAGCAUCAACAAUCAAAGUUGAAGAGUGCAAAAUGGCUGGCAAAGAUCCUACUCAUGGCUGUGGGAACUUCGUCCGGGUUAUUCAAACCUUCAACCGUACUCACCUGUAUGUCUGUGGGAGUGGAGCGUUCAGCCCAGUAUGCACCUACCUUAACCGGGGCAGGAGGUCAGAGGACCAAGUUUUCAUGAUUGACUCUAAGUGUGAAUCUGGAAAAGGACGAUGCUCUUUCAACCCCAAUGUGAACACCGUGUCUGUUAUGAUCAAUGAGGAACUCUUCUCAGGAAUGUAUAUAGAUUUCAUGGGAACAGAUGCCGCUAUUUUUCGAAGUUUAACUAAGAGGAAUGCCGUCCGAACUGAUCAACACAAUUCAAAAUGGCUGAGUGAGCCUAUGUUUGUGGAUGCACAUGUGAUCCCAGAUGGCACUGAUCCAAAUGAUGCUAAGGUCUAUUUCUUCUUCAAAGAAAGACUGACUGACAACAAUAGGAGCACAAGACAGAUUCAUUCCAUGAUUGCAAGAAUAUGCCCUAAUGACACUGGAGGACAACGUAGUCUUGUCAACAAGUGGACCACAUUCUUAAAGGCAAGACUUGUGUGCUCAGUCACGGAUGAAGAUGGCCCAGAGACACAUUUUGAUGAACUAGAGGAUGUCUUUCUGCUGGAAACGGACAACCCAAGGACAACACUGGUGUAUGGCAUCUUCACCACAUCAAGCUCUGUUUUUAAAGGAUCAGCAGUGUGUGUAUAUCAUUUAUCUGAUAUACAGACUGUAUUCAACGGGCCUUUUGCCCACAAGGAAGGGCCCAAUCACCAGCUGAUAUCCUAUCAAGGUAGAAUUCCAUAUCCUCGCCCUGGAACUUGCCCAGGAGGGGCCUUUACACCUAAUAUGAGAACCACCAAGGAUUUCCCUGAUGAUGUUGUCACUUUUAUUCGGAACCACCCUCUCAUGUACAAUUCCAUCUACCCGGUUCACAGAAGGCCUCUGAUCGUCCGCACAGGCACCGAUUACAAGUACACAAAGAUAGCUGUGGACCGUGUGAACGCUGCUGAUGGAAGAUACCAUGUUCUGUUUCUGGGGACAGAUCGGGGCACUGUGCAGAAGGUCGUAGUCCUUCCUACCAACAGCUCUGCCAGCGGGGAGCUCAUUCUGGAGGAGCUGGAAGUCUUUAAGAAUCAUGUUCCCAUAACGACAAUGAAAAUCUCAUCCAAAAAGCAACAGUUGUAUGUGAGCUCCAAUGAGGGGGUUUCCCAAGUCUCCCUGCAUCGCUGCCAUAUCUACGGCACAGCCUGUGCUGACUGCUGCCUGGCACGGGAUCCAUACUGUGCCUGGGAUGGCCACUCUUGCUCCAGGUUCUACCCCACUGGGAAGCGGAGAAGCCGAAGACAAGAUGUGAGACAUGGAAAUCCAUUGACACAAUGCCGAGGGUUCAAUCUAAAAGCAUACAGAAAUGCGGCUGAAAUUGUUCAGUACGGAGUAAGAAAUAACAGCACUUUCCUUGAGUGUGCUCCAAAGUCUCCACAGGCAUCUAUCAAGUGGUUGCUGCAGAAAGACAAAGACAGGAGGAAGGAGGUUAAACUGAAUGAGCGCAUUAUAGCCACUUCCCAAGGACUGCUGAUUCGCUCUGUUCAAGAUUCUGACCAAGGACUCUACCACUGCAUUGCCACUGAGAACAGCUUCAAACAGACCAUAGCCAAGAUUAAUUUCAAAGUUUUAGAUUCAGAAAUGGUGGCUGUUGUGACAGACAAGUGGUCCCCAUGGACCUGGGCUGGCUCUGUGAGGGCUCUUCCCUUCCAUCCAAAGGACAUCCUGGGGGCAUUCAGCCACUCGGAAAUGCAGCUCAUCAAUCAGUACUGCAAAGACACCCGGCAGCAGCAGCAGCUGGGUGAAGAACCACAGAAGAUGAGAGGGGACUAUGGCAAGCUGAAGGCUCUCAUCAAUAGCAGGAAAAGC